AUGAGAGGAGCAGGAUUAAAGCGACCAGUCCUCAUAUUAAUGAUCAUUGGGCUCAUCUUCUACGUGAGCCUGUAUAUAAAGAGUGGAUAUGAGGAUACAGCGGGGUCCGAAAAAUAUAUUGAACCUCCUCGGGUGAUCAGGAGUCUAUCUGACCUGGAGACAAGCGUCAACAACCUCUACAACCUACUGAAAGCUUUUGAGCAGAAGCAGGACACCAUGCAGAAAUUGCUCGAAGAGGACGUAGAGCGAAGGAGAAAAGCUGCAGAGGUCAUACAGCCACCAGUCCAGAAGCUCCCAGAGCAGAAAGAGGAACCUCAAGCAAAGAUCGAGGAAAAACAGGAGGCCCCUGUAAAGAAAAAGUCAAAUAAACUCUUCCCUGACUCCCCCCUGUUCAAGGAGUGGGGUGGGAAUCUGUCUGAGGAUGAGCAAAGAGAGGCACAGAGUUUGUUUGAUAAGUAUGGCUACAACGUGUUUCUGAGUGAUCGCCUUCCUCUAGAUCGUGCUAUUGCAGAUACCAGGGAUAAAAGGUGUCUUGAAAAGACAUACCCAAAGGAUCUGCCAAGCAUCGGGGUGGUGUUGAUCUACCUGAAUGAGGGCCUUUCGAUCCUCAAAAGAGCCCUGCGCAGCAUCAUCGACCGCACCCCUAAAAACCUGCUGAAGGAGAUUAUUUUGGUGGAUGAUAAUAGCUCGAAUGAGGACCUGAAGGGUGACUUUGACGUGUAUGUGAAGUCGCUUGAGCAGCAGAACCCAGGCCUCCGCUUUACAAGAGUGAGGCACAAUGAGCAGCGAGGCCUUUCAUACGCCAGGGCUUCUGGGUGGAGGGCUGCUACUGCUGACGUGGUGGCCAUCCUGGACGCACACAUUGAAGUCCAUGAAAUGUGGGCUGAACCUCUGCUGACGCAGAUCAAGGGGGAUCGGACCGUGGUGACGUCCCCUGUGUUUGACAAAGUCAACUAUGAUGACCUUACAGUUAUUCCAUACGAACCAGCCGCACAUGCCUUCGACUGGGCUUUAUGGUGCAUGUAUGAGAGUUUCUCCGACGAUUAUUACAAACUCAUGGAUGGCUCACUGCCUGGAAAGAGUCCAUCUGUCAUGGGAAUCCUAGUGGCUGACAGGAAGUAUCUAGGAGAAAUUGGAGUUCUCGAUGAGGGAAUGAAAGUGUACGGUGGUGAAAAUGUGGAGUUGGGAAUUCGAGUGUGGACAUGUGGAGGCAGUAUUGAAGUAGUUCCAUGCUCCAGGAUCGCCCACAUUGAGAGGGCCCAUAAGCCCUACAUGCCUGAUCUGUCUGUAGCCAUGAGGAGAAACGCCAUGAGGGUAGCAGAAGUCUGGAUGGAUGAAUACAAACACAAUGUCAAUUUGGCUUGGAACUUGCCAUUUGAGAAUCAUGGAAUUGACAUUGGGGAUGUCACGGAGAGGAAAGAACUAAGGAAAAGGUUGAACUGUAAACCCUUCAAAUGGUACCUGGAAAAUGUGUAUCCCAAGUUGGAUCCCUUGGACAACCUAGUAGCCUAUGGAGGAAUGAAGAAUCUUGAUACCAACAUGUGCAUAGACCAAGGUCCAGUGCCGGGAAACACACCCAUCGCCUACAAUUGCUACUACUAUGGACCUCAGAUGACUUAUUUUCGAUCAAACGGAGAGCUCUACAUCGGCGGCAUCAAGUCCCACAAGUACAAUGACAACCGGUGUAUAGCUGACAUUGGGAAUAAAGAAACAGAACCAGGGCUGUUCAACUGCAGAGAGGCUCUGCAGAAGAAAAUGGGGAUCUACUGGGACUUCACUCAGGGCAAGGAGAUAAAGAACAGAGAGACAAAAAGAUGUCUGGAGAUUAAAAAAGAUACACUAGUAAUACAGGAGUGCUCUGGCCAAAGAUGGGAAGUCCAACACAUAAUCAAAGCCUUUUAAAGUGUGUCUGUGUGUUUGCGACCAACAAGAAGUGCACUUCUCUGCUCAUAGGUCAGUCUCAAAGAAAGUCAGUCACGCUAUCAUGGUUAUAAUUUAAAGGGCACCUAUCAUGCAAAAUGCACUUUUUUAUAUCUUUUAUACAUAAAUAUGUGUCCCCGGUGUGUCG
Messenger RNA from Gymnodraco acuticeps, 2068 nucleotides. RefSeq names its product probable polypeptide N-acetylgalactosaminyltransferase 8. NCBI's taxonomy places the organism in Eukaryota, Metazoa, Chordata, Actinopteri, Perciformes, Bathydraconidae. The transcript has 11 exons. Gene Ontology annotation, cellular component: Golgi apparatus. The record is from RefSeq and is a predicted model, not a curated record. Bases 1 to 1902 code for a protein of 633 amino acids.